This is a messenger RNA of Hevea brasiliensis (rubber tree), 1118 nucleotides long. Its product is annotated as protein LIGHT-DEPENDENT SHORT HYPOCOTYLS 10-like. The transcript is spliced from 2 exons. Gene Ontology annotation, biological process: mRNA transcription; response to light stimulus. The coding region runs from base 136 to 660 and encodes 174 amino acids. The record is from RefSeq and is a predicted model, not a curated record. Gene Ontology annotation, cellular component: nucleus. Lineage: Eukaryota; Viridiplantae; Streptophyta; Magnoliopsida; Malpighiales; Euphorbiaceae.
ACUGACUCUCUCUUACCCUAUUCUUUUCACCUCUUUUUCUCUCCCUUUUUCUCUCCACUAAUUCAUUCUUUGCCUUAUUAAGCAAAUUAAAACCAUACUGGACAAUCUCUCCAUUAAUGAAUUUGAUCGCAACCCAUGUCGGGUGAAAGAGGAAAAGAUUUAGCACAAGGAUCCAAUGAAGACCAUCUACAGUCUUCUCCUGGUGCUGCUGCUUCUCCAAGCCGUUAUGAAUCUCAGAAAAGAAGAGAUUGGAACACUUUUGGUCAGUACUUGAAGAAUCAGAGGCCUCCAGUAGCUCUUUCUCAGUGCAAUUGCAACCAUGUUCUUGAAUUCCUGAGAUAUCUAGAUCAGUUUGGCAAGACUAAGGUUCAUCUUCAAGGUUGCAUGUUUUAUGGGCAGCCUGAGCCUCCUGCUCCAUGUACCUGCCCUCUCAGGCAGGCUUGGGGAAGCCUUGAUGCCCUCAUCGGUAGGCUACGAGCUGCUUAUGAAGAAAAUGGAGGUCCUCCUGAGACUAACCCUUUUGCCAGUAGUGCUAUUCGCGUGUAUCUAAGGGAGGUUAGGGACUGUCAGGCUAAGGCAAGAGGUAUUCCAUACAAGAAGAAGAAGAAGAAGCCCAGUAGCAAAGGAGAUGAUGAAUCAAGCUCCGCCAUGCACUUCUAGUCUUACAUGUUCAUAUCCUUUUCUGGAUAUUUUACUAUAUGGAUCUUGUUGAAGUGCAUGUGGUUGGAGAAUCAAGAACUGGAAGAAAAUUGUUAAAAGGGAUAGUGAAUAUUUUUGAAGUUGCUGUUUAUUUCUUUGCUGUCAAUUGCGUAUAUGAUGCAUGGUAUCGUCAUAGGGAUGGAGCUGAUGAUCUUUUGAAGUACUUGCUGUAACUUUUUCUUUGCUAUCAAUUGAGUAUAUGAUGGUAUGAUCAAGGGAUAUGGAGCUGAUGAUCUUCAAGAACUCUUCUCUCGCAGGAUGUUCUAAUGAUUUUUUUCUCUCUCUCCCUUUAUUAUUUGCCGUUCCUGAAUUUGUAAGCUUGCUUUUGCAGUACAUCUAUCUCUAUGUUUUGCAUAUAUGCCACUGUUGUUAUCUCAACACUAAUAUGAUUGCAAUAUAUAUAUUUUUUCUCCUUUUUA